CAGUGGCCAAAGGACACAUUUAAAUGUCUUAUUUCCUCUGCGGAGCCUGGAGAGAGGCAACAGGCACCUACUACAGGAAAUCAUGUGGAGAGGAUCUCUUAUUUAAUACGGUUCCCAGAUUACUUCCCUUCCCCCAGCCUCCAACCCCCACCUCCAGCCACACCGAGUCACCCAGUUUCUUCCUGCAGCAGAGACUAGAAGGCAGUUCACCUCUGCUCCCUGAGGUCCCCGUGAGCCAACGAGCUGAAGUCUGGUCUUGGGCAACCCCACCCUCUCCGCGGCUGUAAUUGAAGGGGAGGCCCUUCAGUUUCACCUCCCCAGAGAGGUUCUUGGGAAGCUCUCCAGUACAGGGUUAAACUUCAGGAGGCUGCAAAGCACAGAGGAGAAAGGCAAGGCAACUCAAACUUGAAGACAUGAAAUCCCCAAGGAGAACCACUUUGUGCUUCAUGAUUAGUGUGAUUUUUUCUUCCCAAGCUACACUGAACUUGAAUUUAGAGUCUAUUGUUUAUCCUUCGCUUCUCCAUGAACAUGAACUAGCAGGGGAGGACCCAAUAAGGCAAAAACGAGCCGUUGCCGUGAGCAGUCCUGCAGCCCAAGAGUUCACUGUCAAUGUUGAGGUCAGUUUUGAAGAUGCCUCCUUCCUGGAGCCUAGCAAAGCUUACUUGAAAAACCUCAGUUUUCCAGUUCAAGGGGAUGACGCUGACCCAGCUACCAACAUUUUGAGCAUCGAGGUGACAGCAGUCUGCAGACCUACUGGAAAUGAAAUCUGGUGCUCCUGUGAGAAAGGCUAUAAGUGGCCUCAGGAAAAGUGCCUCCACAAUCUCACUUGUCAAGGGCAUGAUGGCUCCCCUUCAGGGCAUCAUUGCAGUCUCCUUAAGGGACUGCCUCCCAAGGGACCUUUUUGCCAGCUCCAGGGAGCAGAUAUUACCCUGCGAAUGUCGGUCAGACUCAAUGUGGGCUUUCAAGAAGAACUCAAGAACUCUUCCUCUGCCCUCUAUAGGUCCUACAAGACUGACUUGGAAACAGCGUUCUGGAAGGGUUACAGUAUUUUACCAGGCUUCAAAUUGGUGACAGUGACAGAGUUCAGGCCUGGAAGUGUGGUUGUGGUGUAUGAAGUCACUACAACAGCAGCGUCACCUGAAUUAAUGCGCAAAGCAAACGAGCAAGUAACACAGAACCUCAGUCAGACCUACAAGAUGGACAGCAGUUCCUUCCAGGUUACUUACAGCAAUGAAACGAAGUUCUCCAUCACCCCAGAAAUCAUCUUUGAAGGGGAUACGGUAACUCUGAUGUGUGAGAAUGAAGUUUUGUCCUCCAACGUAUCCUGGCAGCACGUGGACACAGGCUUCGACAUCCAGAACAGCAGCAGAUUCUCCAUCUAUACCUACGUGCUCAACAACAUGACCUCCGUGUCUCGCCUCACCAUUUACAACAUCACGCAGGAUGACGCGGGUGAAUAUAUUUGCAAACUGACAUUAGAUAUUUUUGAAUAUGGGUCCAGAAAAAAAAUAGAUGUUACAUCCAUCCAGAUUUGGGCAAAUGAAGACAUGAAGGUGAUGUGUGACAACAGUCCUGUGUCUUUGAACUGCUGCAGUGAGAUGACGGUGAAUUGGAGUCAAGUUGAAUGGAAGCAACAGGGGUCUGUAAGCAUUCCAGGAAGCCCUGAAACAGACGCAGACCCUCGCUGCAGCAGAUACACCCUCACGGCCAAUGGCACUCAGUGUCCGAGCAGAUUGUCUGGAACGACAGUGAUCUACACGUGUGAGUUCAUCAGCGCCCACGGAGCCAGAGGCAGUAAAGACAUAAAAGUGACAUUCAACUCUGUGGGAGAUAAUUCCAGCCACAAAGGGGAAGUGCACGAGUUCCCAAGGCAUGUGAUGGAAAUGGGUACAGUUCAGAGCACCACCGAGAACAGCCUAGAAACAAGUAAAGCUCCGGAGCAGCAAGCCAACCUAAAAAUAACCCCGGACCCAAUUUCUGUUUCUGAGGGACAAAGCUUUUCUAUAAGGUGCAUCAGUGAUAUGAGUAACUAUGAUGAGGUGUAUUGGAACACUUCUGCUGGAAUUAAAAUAUACAAAAGGUUUUAUACCACGAGGAGGUAUCCUAAUGGAGCAGAGUCGGUGCUGACAGUCAAGACCUCGACCAGGGAGUGGAACGGAACCUAUCACUGCAUAUUUCGAUACAAGAAUUCAUACAGCGUCAUGGCCAAAGAUGUCACCGUCCACCCGCUGCCCCUACAGCCCAAUAUCAUGGUUGAUCCUUUGGAAGCUGCCAUUCCAUGCACAAGCUCCCGUCACAUCAAGUGCUGCAUUGAGGAGGACAGAGACUACAAGGUCAUUUUCCAAGCUGGUUCCUCGUCCUUUCCGGCUGCAAAAGAAGUUAACGGAAAGCAAGUGUGCUACAAACACCAUUUCGUGGCAAACUCAAUUUCCUGUCCAGAAAAUAUGGAUGUGUUUUGUCACAUUACCAAUACCGCUAAUAAUUCAGUCCGGAGCCCAUCUAUGAAGCUUAAUCUGGUUCCUGGGGAGAACGUCACAUGCCAAGAUCCUAUCAUAGGUGUUGGGGAACCCGGAAAAGUCAUCCAGAAGCUUUGCCAGUUCUCUAAUGUUCCCAGAAUCCCUGGGAGUCCCAUUGGCGGGAUCAUAACUUACAGAUGUGUGGGCUCCCAGUGGAAGGUCAAGAAAAACAACUGCAUCUCUGCCCCCAUAAAUACUCUGCUCCAGCUGGCUGAGGCUUUGAUGAAGAGCCCCUCUCAGGAUGAGAAGCUCCCUUCAUACCUAAAGAAUCUUUCCAUUAGCACAAACCAGGUGAAACUUGAAGUCAAGUCAUUUCCUGGGAGCCUGGGAGCCAUUAUUAACAUCCUUGAUUUGCUCUCAACAGUUCCAACCCAAGUGAAUUCAGAAAUGAUGAUGCACGUCCUCUCCACGGUCAACGUCAUCCUCGGCAAACCCAUUUUGAAUACCUGGAUGAUGUCACAACAGCAAAAGACCAAUCAGAGCUCACAGUUACUGGAUUCAUUGGAAAGAUUUUCCCGAGCCUUGCGGUCAGAAGAUAGCACCAUCUCCCAACCUAACGUUCAGAUGAAGAGCAUGGUCAUAAAAUCUGGCCACCCCAAAUCCUACACACAGAGCUUUGUUUUCUUAGACUCUGAGCUCUGGGGCAACGUGACUAUUAAUGAAUGCCAGCUGGAACACCUGCAACCAGAUUCAUUUAUCGUCACCGUGGCUUUCCCAACUCUCAAAACCAUCCUCGCCCAGGAUGUCCCAGGAAAGACUUUUGCAAACAGCCUAGUGAUGACAACCACUGUCAGCCAGAAUCUAACCGCGCCAUCGCCAUUCAGGAUUUCGAUGACCUUCAAAAACAACAACCCUUCGGGCAGGGUACCGAGGUGUGUCUUCUGGAACUUCAACCUCGCCAACCACACAGGGGGGUGGGACAGCAGUGGGUGUUAUGUUAAAGAAGUCACUGAGGACAGUGUGUCUUGCAGCUGUGACCACCUCACAUCCUUCUCCAUCCUCAUGUCCCCUGAUUCCCCGGACCCUGAUUCUCUCCUGAAAAUCCUGCUGGAUAUCAUUUCCUACAUCGGGCUGUGCUUUUCCAUCUUGAGCUUGGCGGCCUGCCUCGCUGUGGAAGCCGUGGUGUGGAAAUCGGUCACCAAGAACCGGACUUCCUCCAUGCGCCACAUCUGCAUCGUGAACAUCGCGGCCUCCCUUCUGGUCGCCGACGUCUGGUUCAUCGUGGCCGCCGCCGUCCACAACUACCGCUACCCGCUCAACCAGACGGCCUGUGUGGCUGCCACCUUCUUCGUCCACUUCUCCUACCUCAGCGUCUUCUUCUGGAUGCUGACUCUGGGCCUCAUGCUCUUCUACCGGUUGGUUUUCAUCCUGCAUGACACGAGCAAGUCCAUUCAGAAGGCCAUUGCGUUUUCUCUCGGCUACGGUUGCCCUCUGGUCAUCUCCGUCAUCACGGUGGGGGCCACCCAGCCCCGGGAGGUCUACACGAGGAAAAAUGCCUGUUGGCUCAACUGGGAGGACACCAAGGCCCUGCUGGCCUUCGUUAUCCCAGCACUGAUCAUUGUGGUGGUCAACGUGACCAUCACGGUCGUGGUCAUCACCAAGAUCCUGAGACCUUCCAUCGGGGACAAGCCGAGCAGGCAGGAGAAAAGCAGCCUGUUCCAGAUCACCAAGAGCCUUGGGGUCCUCACACCGCUCUUGGGGCUCACCUGGGGUUUCGGUCUCGCCACCGUGUUCCAGGGGAGCAAUGCUGUCUUCCAUAUUGUAUUUACCCUCCUCAAUGCCUUCCAGGGAUUAUUCAUUUUACUCUUUGGAUGCCUUUGGGAUCAGAAGGUACAGGAAGCCUUGCUGAAUAAGUUUUCACUGUCGAGAUGGUCUUCACAGCACUCAAAGUCAACAUCCCUAGGUUCAUCCACUCCAGUAUUUUCUAUGAGUUCUCCAAUAUCAAGAAGAUUUAACAAUUUGUUUGGUAAGACAGGAACAUACAAUGUUUCCACCCCGGAAAUAACCAGCUCAUCCCUGGAAAACACAUCCAGUGCUUAUUCAUUGCUCAACUAAGAACAGGAGAAUCCAGCCCAUGGAACCUCUUGGGGAACAGUGGACGUUCUCUGAAAAAGAGAUCCUUACCAAGCCAUGGAUAAAAUGUUUUCUCCGCAGGCUUCAGGGAACAGAUGCUGAAGAGACUUUUUCAUUAGGGAAGGGGCUUUCUUUUGUAAAUACAGACUAAAAGGAAUUGUUACAUUUAUGUUGCAGCCCUACCCCCACCCCUUGUGUGAUACCGAAUGUGUAUAGUAUUUAAGUGAAACUCAAGCCAACUUCUCUGUCUAUAUUGUAAAAUAGAAUUUCAGAGACAUUUUUACUUUUCACACCCUGGGCCCAAAGAUAAGCUUUGAUUAAAAUAAUAAGUGAAAGGCUAGGACCUAGGAAAUACUUCAGUGAAUUCUAGGAAGGAAGGAAGGAAGGAAGGCAAGAAGAAAGGAAGAAAGAAGGGAGAGAUGGAGGAAACUAGAAGGAAAAGAAAAAAAUAGAGAACAACAUAAGGACCAUAUUUUAAGAUUUCCAUGUUAAUGACCUAAUACAAUUGCUUCUCAGGUGCUGCAACACUGAAAAUUCAAAAAUGACUCCAAAAUGGAAAUGGAAAAUUAGCCGUGGAGAAACUUCAAUAUCUUCCUGGUAUUUCCUUAGUUAAGAGGGACCAAAAAAAAAACAAAAGCAAUGAAAAAAUUAGGGAGGAAAUUAUAUCAAAGAUGCUUUCAAGUGGAUGAUAAUAUUUAUAAGAAAUUCAUGGAAGAAGACAUGAUUCUCCUGAUGCUAAACAUAUACACAUAUGCUACUGUAUGUUAAGGUUGGAGCUAAGUGGAAUGAAUAGACAGAGAAAGUGUGAUGGCCAUGCCUUAUUAGAUCACAGCAGACCAACUGCUGAUUACACUUUUAUAGUUUAGCAGAAAAGGCUUAUGUUUUGCUUCCACUUUUUGAAAGCAAAAAAAAUAUAUUUUUAUAUCCAUUCAUUUCCAAAUGUGAUAUAUUGCACUGAAAUACAGAAGCCCCCUCUACUGUCAUAUAUUAACAGCUUUAACCAGGUACUUUUCUGUGCAUGAUAGAAUAGAUUUUCAUGACCUUACAGCAUUGUAUAUUAUUAUUGUUGUAGUUACUGUGGAUUUAGGGGCCCUGGGUGUGUUGUAUAGCUCUCUAUGUAUUAAUUCUUUCAGUUCCUAAGUUCCUAGACCAAUAUACAUUAAGAGUUUUCUACUGUCUAAUUCGUGUUUAUUUCAACCACGUGGAAAUCUUCUAGAAAGAAAUUUUACAACCAGCUAGUCUGUGCUUCUGAUGACACUUUACCUUGAUGAACAGAUGGUGAAGAUUGUUUGUGAAUUAUGUGCAUGUGUGUAUUUUGCUUGUGUGUGUGCAGUUCAUAAAAAUACAAAGAUUAAAAUAGCAUCCUUAUCAAAGUUAACCACGUAAUGCCGUGGAGCAACUAAGCCCGCACGUCACAACUACUGAAGCCCGUGUGCCUACAGCCCGUGCUCCGCAACAAGAGAAGCCACGACAAUGAGAAGCCCACGCACCGCAAUGAAGAGUAGCCCCCGCUCGCCACAACUAGAGAAAGCCCGUACACAGCAACAAAGACCCAACGCAGCCAAAAUAAAUAAAUUAAUCUUAAAAAAAAUGUUAACCAUGUACCGUAGCCACAGCAACCGUACAUUCCAAAUCAAAGUCGGAUCCCAGGGAGACAGUGAAACAGAAUAAAAAUGUGGGGCUUCUCUGAAAAUGUGGGUUGUGUGGUCUUCAUAAGGACAAAUUUAAACGGGUCCAACCACCAGGAAGAAAGGCCAAAAGAGUCCGAGAUUCAGCAACCAUUUAUUUAUUGAGGUUGGAAAGAGUAUUCUGUAAAUGUUUUAACUCUUUAAAAUCUCUUCCGUUUAUUUUAAAUUUUAAAUUCCAUUUUCAUCUCUCUUUUCUUUAUGGAGAGGGGGAGGUGAGACAGAAGUCCUAAUGUUUCAAGGAAAUGAACUCUUUUUUCAUACCUAUUCACAAACGACGCAGACAUCUACGCCCACAUUUGCCUGCAAAUUGUCACAUCAUUAUCCCAGCUGAAUAGUUCAUUAUUUAAAGUCCCUAAAGGAAAUGAUUGUCAGGCUUAACAUUUUUCAGGGAAUGAUCAACUUUGGGCAGAGUUUGGUACUUAGAAGACAGACCCAGAGGUUAGGAGGAUGAACUGAAUUAGAUUUAGCUAUUAGGGAAAGCACGGCGUUGCUGCUGUGGCCUCUGGGGUUCUAUCAGUGUGGACUGAGGCAGGGUUAGACAGUAUGUUAACACGGCCACCUUGAUGUGAUCGGCCAGGGAAAGCACAGCACCCUGGAGGCUGUGGGUCUCGUGUUCAAAACCACAAAGUGACAAGAAACACUGACCUUCCACCCGCUUCUGUAGGGAUCCUUUGGGAAUCAUUGUGUUUGACUUUGUGAAGGGGACCUCUGUAAUGACAGGAGCCUUCAGCAGGGCUCCCCAGGACGUGGAUCUGGCUCUCUCUCCACGUUGAUUACCAUGGGGCGGGGGCACGUUCACUACCCCCAGCACACACACACACACAGAGGUGUGCACGUACCUCCCACCUUUCAAGUCACAGCGCCGGAUCCAAGUCCCAGGAAAGCUAUACAAACAAAAGAUUGGAGAAAGACAAUAACUGCUGGUUUUCUGCUCAACUGCAAGACACAUAGUUCAGCCACUGCUCUUUGCCAAGAUCCUAAAAUAAGCAACAGAAUUCAAAAUUGUAAAAAACAGUGGUCCGUGAAUCUGUAAAUUACAUGAAAGCCGGAGCUGUGCUUGGCCCCAAGGUCACCAGUUCUCAAUCCGCAAGGAUUCCGAGGCUUUUCACAGCAGAUUUCCGAGGGAAGGGAGAACAUGGGCUCUGGUUUUGAUACAAAGUGAGAUAUGGGGUCAACUUCACUUGGAAAGUGGGCAAUACUUUCCCCACGUCCCUGAAAUCUCUCAGUGUAUAAAGUCCGUUCCAUGGGCCAAAACCUUCUUGCAUUAAGGGAUGUUCUACGAAGUCAGUUUCUUGCAAAGGGAUCUGUGCUAAUGCUUCAGAGGUUGUGAGGUUGGAGCAUUCACCAAUGAGCAAUGAAUAUAAACUACAGAAAUAUUCUAAGCCCAGUAUAAUAUUCUAAGGCCAGUGCAACACAUCAUCUCUUGAAUGAGUCAUGUAUCUGCCAUCCUCCUUCCCAUGCCUUACUGUUUACUUGGAGAAAGAGGUAAAUACAGGUCCAUGGGGAUUUCAGGAUGUAGGUUGCUAAGGCCAGAAAUUAAGAAGCACUGUGGGAAGUCAUAGCCCUUUGUGGUUUAUCUAGGGACCUUCAGAGAGGUUGGAAGACUGAAAAAAAAAGUUUCAUGGAGACGAGAAAGAUUAUAGCAACCAGCAAGAACAGGUGGGGGAAGGAGUUAUUCUGAGGCAAGUGGAACAGAAAGUCACGACCAUUUGAGAAGACAAAAGGAAACAAGUGUGGUCAUAGAAAUGCCAUGUAGGUGGAAUGCAUUUUAUUUGUGGCAGGUGAAGGUGAUGUUAAAUGGGGCUCUGCACCCCUAAGAGAAAGUCAAUAACUCAGGCCAACAGAACUCUGAUUCCCUGAGUGUCCAAAAUAAAGGAGGGGCUUUCAGUGGGUCUGUCUCUCUCAUGUAUUUUCUGAACGCCAGUGAAAAUAGUGUCUCAUCAUUUCAAAGAUGUUAGCUUUGGAAUGAGAUGCUACAGGUUUCUAAUUUAUAACUUGGGAUUUUCAGCCGUGUCUUAAUAGCAUGCCAGCAUACAGCUCUGUGUCUUUUCUGUGCUUAUAACAAUAAAAAUCUAACAAGAU
Molecule: messenger RNA, 8359 nt
Organism: Orcinus orca (killer whale)
Lineage: Eukaryota; Metazoa; Chordata; Mammalia; Artiodactyla; Delphinidae
Gene: ADGRF5
Product: adhesion G protein-coupled receptor F5
Exons: 22
Coding region: 414-4571 (1385 amino acids)
Biological process (GO): cell surface receptor signaling pathway; G protein-coupled receptor signaling pathway
Cellular component (GO): membrane
Molecular function (GO): G protein-coupled receptor activity
Source: RefSeq, a predicted model, not a curated record